CUGGGCAGCAAUGUUUGCCAUACUUAACCCUGUCCAGGGGCGGACUGACCAUUUGGAAACUCGGGCACUGCUCGGGGUCCCGGAGUCAGUAGGGGGCCCCAUGAGAUGCCCCUGGUACCUUUUUCAUAGGCUUUUUUGAGUCUUGGCAAAGACACAGGGGCCCCAUGAUCCCCUAUUGCCCGGGGGCCCCGUGACUUGUCAGUCCGCCCCUGACCCUCCUCCUCAGUGAUGCCUGUCAGUGCCCAUCAGUGAUGCUUGUCAGUGCCCAUCAAUGCCGCCUAUCAGUGCCCAU
Molecule: messenger RNA, 292 nt
Organism: Staurois parvus
Lineage: Eukaryota; Metazoa; Chordata; Amphibia; Anura; Ranidae
Source: the annotation of a GenBank genome assembly